AUGGAAACGUGUUAUUUGAGUCACGUAGUUCUAGCGCGUCUUUUUUUUGUGGUCCUCUUGUUCGUUCUGAGACCCCUCAAUGCGUGGACGUACACUUCCAGCAGCAACGAUAUGGAUAGGACACUGGUGACGGGGGGAUACUUUUCUCCCAGCGUCACGAACUCAGAAGAAAUAACUGCAUUACCAAAAUACUUGUUUACUACUCCGGGAACUUCUACAGACUUUAGGGAGGCAUCAUCACCAUCAACUGGAACAGAACUCCACCACCGAGUCAGGCAUUCUGAUGAGAGUGAGACCCGGAUGUUGAGUGAAGCUAAAUUAGGUAAGGGGUAGUAGGAUAGGCCCCUACAGACAUAUGGAAGAGAGAACAUCCCCUGGGAUUCGCAAACGGGGCAAUAGUUCUACACACUGUCCCAUCCCUUUAUGUGGCACGGAUCGCCCGCGGUGACAAUAUUUAAAGUAUCGGUGUUUUUUUGGGGGGAGAUAGAGACUAUUUAAACGUGAUUUAAUCAUUGUAUGUAAAACUAAACUAUAACGGACUGUUUAUACACACCGGGGUCCAUUUAGACUAAAUAAAAUAACAGCAUUGAGGUUGAAAAUCCCAGAACAAAAUAAGAUUCAACAUUUCUGGAUACAUUUAAAAUAUGAAUACAAUCUUUGCGUAAUUUGCUGGCACAGUCGAAAACUAACAAUUCUGUAACUAAAUGAGUAGGCUAGAUGAGGCCCUAUCUGUGGGCAAUAAGAGUUGUAUUUAGUUUUCCCACACUGACAGACACACUUCUAUGCUUCUAACCAUUGUUUCACCCUCCUGUUUGAUGGUUUUGAUAAAUUACUAUCUUACAGUCGAAAACCAUCAUAAGAUUGCAACACCAGUGUUACACUAGUGUCUACACCCGAUGUUAUAAGGAAAUUGGAAAUUCACCCUAAGUGCAGCCAUCAUCUUAAAGAACAUCAACUGGACCAUGGACCCUGCUAUUCACCUAUAGCCUUAUGGAAAUUUGACGUAGCCUAAUCUAAGCCAUAAUAAGGUCUUCUAAUAAUAUAUACUGAACAAAGAUAUAAACGCAACAUGGAACAACUUCAAUGAUUUUACUUGGUUACAGUUCAUAUAAGGGAAUCAGUCAAUUGAAAUAAAUAAAUUAGACCCUAAUCUAUCGAUUUCACAUGAGUGGGCAGGGGCGUAGCCAUGGGUGGGCCUGGGAAGGCAUAGGCCCACCCACUUGGGAGCCAGGCCCAGCCAAUCAGAAUGAGUAUUUCCCCACAAAAGGGCUUUAUUACAGACAGAAAUACUCCUCAGUUUCAUCAGCUGUCUGGGUGGCUGGUCUCAGACGAUCCCGCAGAUGAAGAAGCCGGAUGUGGAGGUCCUGGGCUGGCGUGGUAACAUGUGGUCUGCGGAUAUGAGGUCGGUUUGUACGUACUGCCAAAUUCUAUGGUAGAGAAAUUAACAUUCAAUUCUCUGGCAACAGCUCUGGUGGACAUUUCUGCAGUCAGCAUGCCAAUUGCAUGCUCCCUCAACUUGUGACAUCUGUGGCAGUGUGUUGUGUGACAAAACUGCACAUUUUAGUGUGGCCUUUUAUUGUCCCCCAGCACAAGGUGCACCUGUGUAAUGAUCAUGCUGUUUAAUCAGCUUCUUGAUAUGCCACACCUGUCAGGUGGAUGGAUUAUCUUGGCAAAGGAGAAAUGCAAACUAACAGGGAUGUAAACAAAUUUGUGCACACAUUUUGAGAGAAAUAAGCUUUUUGUGCAUAUGGAACAUUUCUGGAAUCUUUUAUUUCAGCUCAUGAAACAUGGGACCAACACUUUACAUGUUGCGUUUAAUGUUUUUUCAGUAUAAUUCAUCAUAGUGAUCAUUUGAGCCAAUAUACUAAAAUGUGCUUGGCAGUUUAUAGCCUAUAGUAGAUUAGAGUAAUACACCCUGUACUGAACAACUUCUAAGGUUUACCUUUCAAACCAAUUCAUGUCUUUGUUGACUCUUUUUUCAGCACUCAGCCAGAGUUUUAGAAGUGUUGUUACCUCCAUAAAUUCGUAUGAGGUAUUGUCAGUGAGUAAGUGUCGAGAAAGUGUUGACUCUUUCCGGUAAUUAUUUGCGCAGAGUUCAUUAGAGAGUAGAGUUAUUAUAGCCUCCUUGUAAGCAUAGGUUACUACGGCCACUGCCAAGAGGUCUGAACCUUCAUGGCACAGGGGUCAGUGUGCUUGGCUGUUAACUGCAGGUGCUCUGGUUCAAGCCCCGUUUUCCCUUCUCAAUCACUACAUCGGUGGCAACAGCUGUCUCUCAAGCCUUUACUGGAAGUGUGCCUCAAUCUGCACAGGGGUCAAGGUCCGCUUCUUGAGAAGGUGAAUAGUAUAAUGUCUCUGUAUAUAAGCGUAACAGUUCUGCCCCGAGCAGGGCUCGAACCAGCGAUCUUCUGCACAACAACACACACUACCCAACUCAAAGCCAAUGGUCUUAGCCAGCAGAGGUUGGCUUUAGAGCUUAGGGAAGUUGUGAAUUUAUUUACAGAUGUACUCCAGCCAACAUGCUUUGGGGCGACUUUCACAUCUACUAUAUAUGCGCGCUACAGUCUCUGUCAAAAGGUCUGAGUCUGGACAUUUAUGGAACAGCCAGGAGACAGCGUGCCUGCCCUGAAACCGCACGGUUGACUUAUCGCUGGUUAAAGUCUAGUUCUGAGCUCAACGUUAGCUAGCCACACUAACGCUCUGGACCAGAGCUAGUUCAAGCCAAGGUUCAUAAUUAAAUGGCUAUUUGAAUUAAAUUACAGGGCAGACCUUAUGUUAUAACAGUUUCCCAAUUAGGCCUACCACAAUAGCUUAAACGUUACCAUGGUAGCCCUAAUCUCAGGUUGUAUUGUAAGUGGACUGUCCCUUCAAUCAUUUGAGGAUCUCCACCAGUCAAGGAAUGGAACAGAACAUAUCUGUGUCCCAAAUGGCACCUUAUUCCCUAUAUAGUGCGCUACUUUUGACCAGAGCCUGGGCCCUGGUCAAAAGUAGUGCAAUAUACUAUGGGGAAUAGGGUGUAAUUUGGGACAGAACCCAUUGCAUCAUUGUCAUGAACUGGGAGCCACACAAGUGGUGGUGCUGGUUUAGAAGGAAUAAAGUAAACACACAAGCUAACUCAUUGGGCCUGCCAGCACCAAUAGUGAUGCUUCCAGUCUGCUUCUGAUUACAGUGUACUGAAUGUAGGGCUAAGACCAGAGAGCUUUAGUUUAGAGGCAAAUGGCCUAAUUCUCUAUGUGCACCCCAAAUGACACCAUAUUCCAUAUAUAGUGCACUACUUUUGACCAGGGCCCAUACAGUUCUGGCCAAAAGUAGUGCACUAUAUAGGGAAUAGGGUGCCAUUUGGGAUGCAGCCUAGGUCUCUCUCUGUGGACUGACUAUACCAUUGCUGAACUCUUCUUCCCUCUAUCUGCGUACUGACUGUCUGACAGUUUGACUGUCUGAGUGUGUCGUUGCUAUGUGUUACAUUCAGGAUGUUAUCCAGCACAGACAGCGCUCUUCCUUGGCACUGGCAGUAGGAUAUUGUUCCAAAACCCUCCAGCAGCAUUGUUGAGUCAGUGCAGAAGUGCCAGGCUCAGGCCUUCCCUAUAGACAGGCAGACAUACAAGCAGGAAGACAGACAGACAGACAGACAGAGAGGCAGGCAGGCUGUCAACAGGCUGCCGCAGAGUAGAUUGGCAGAGAUUUCAGGCCCCAGACCAACUAUAAACCCAGGUUUAGGCCGAGGUGGAGUUUGUAGGCCCUAGUAGUAGUGGUGAAACGGACAGGAACACUCCUCACCCGGGGUGUCUGUUCUCAUACCAUGAAAUAGCCUACAUGUGGUGUCUGCAUGUGUAGGCCUAGAACUGCCAUAUCUUAGUAGUAGGAGGCCUAGUCAUAGGUAGGUAUCUGUAUCUUUACAAACAGAAACGUCAUUGGCAAAACAAUUAAGCAAUGGACUUACCAAUGAUAUGUCAGAUUUAUAUGACUUUAAUGAGAUAUGAACUGUUUUCAAAAAGCUUAUACAAACUAUGAGCCAGAGAGCCAACUCUGCCUCAAUAUGAAUCCAACCGAUGUCUGCAGUGUGACUGUAUUUUAACGUCUAUGGCUUCUGCUAGAUCAGGUUUAGGAAGGAAAUGGCAAGGUCCCAAAGGCCUGAGUGCACCUCCAUAUUUAGGGCCCAGGCUUUUGACAGGGUAGACAGGCCUGGCUGCAAAUUGUUCUCCACCCAAAAUCAUUACAUCCGCAGGCAGCAACUCCUGACAACGUCUUCCCUUUCAGUGUUCGAAGCCAGACAAGACCACUCUGGGCCCAUCUGUUGGCCUGAUGUGCACAUUGCAGACAUUAAAGUUUUUGUUUUGGGUGUCUUUCUCCCCAACUCUUUAUGUAGGCCUAUGUGACACAUUGCUUUUCUUGAAUACAGAAAACUCAUACCUAUCAUCCUUUUUAAACUGUAUUUUUUUUAUUUUUCACAGCCACUGAACAAAACACACAUCUCUCCACGGACUCAACCCACGGGACAUCAGAAGGAACCGUUAGUUUGUCGAAAGAGCAGAUGAGCUCUACCAUUGUAGUGUCGACAGAGGCUACCACACAGUGGGAGGACCAGACCAGACUAACACCAGACCACCUACCAGAGACCUACCCUGGGCUCCCAGUAGAGCUCAGGUCUGUGUCUGUGACUCAAGCCAGACUGCCUCAGGACAGUCCUGAUGCUGACAGCAGUCUCAGGCAGGACCAGUCGACAAACCGAGGCACUGUGGGUCUCAGAGAGAACCAGUCGACAAACCGAGGCAGCGUGGGUCUCAGAGAGAACCAGUCCACAAACCGAGGCACCGUGGGUCUCAGAGAGGACCAGUCCACAAACCGAGUCACCGUGGAUCUCAGAGAGAACCAGUCCACAAACCGAGGCAGCGUGGGUCUCAGAGAGGACCAGUCCACUAACCGAGGCAGCGUGGGUCUCAGAGAGGACCAGUCCACUAACCGAGGCACCGUGGGUCUCAGAGAGAACCAGUCCACAAACCGAGGCAGCGUGGGUCUCAGAGAGGACCAGUCCACUAACCGAGGCAGCGUGGGUCUCAGAGAGGACCAGUCCACUAACCGAGGCACCGUGGGUCUCAGAGAGAACCAGUCCACAAACCGAGGCACCGUGGGUCUCAGAGAGGACCAGUCCACUAACCGAGGAACCGUGGGUCUCAGAGAGGACCAGUCCACUAACCGAGGCACCGUGGGUCUCAGAGAGAACCAGUCCACAAACCGAGGCAGCGUGGGUCUCAGAGAGGACCAGUCCACUAACCGAGGCACCGUGGGUCUCAGAGAGGACCAGUCCACUAACCGAGGCACCGUGGGUCUCAGAGAGGACCAGUCCACUAACCGAGGCACCGUGGGUCUCAGAGAGGACCAGUCCACAAACCGAGGCACCGUGGGUCUCAGGCAAGGGCAGUCAACAGCCACUCUCAGACAGGACCAGUUGACAGACCUAGGAACCGUGGCUCUCCCCAUCCCCGUCCAAACUGACAGCACCUACAUCUCCUCCACUAUGAGUCGAGCGGGAGAGAGGACCUUAAUGUCUGUGACCUCCAACAGCACCUCCAUGUACUCUGAGAACUCCAACUCCUCCUCCCAGUCCCAGGCCUCCACCUGGGACCUCCCGACCAGCCGCACCGGAGCCGGGGCUGGGGACGUCACCAUCAGGAUACCCUUCACAGGACCUGAGCAUGGGCAUGAUGCUACGUCUGGGUCUGACUCCUACCCCCACACCAACACCAACUCCUCACAGAGUAAACAGCCCUCUGAAACUCCCUCUCUGUGUAUAUGUAUGUCUGUGUAUAUAUAUGUACCGUACGUGUAUGCCUACUGGGGAGAAUGGGAUAUGCAAAAGAAAGUCUAAUUUCCAUUUCUCAUGUAGAAAAUUGACAAAUAAAGUAAUCUCUUCUUCUUCUUCUUCUAAACAGAGUGGUCUGGUGGUUUAUCCUCCAGAGGGACCAACCCACUGACUGGACCUCCCAAUGUGACCCAACAGCAGGACCUCACCUCUCUGGUUUCAGAGGGAACCCCCAACUCCACCCCUCCACUCAGGGUGGUUGAUAACCACAGCAGACGGGACACAGACACAACAGACUCUAUUCAGCCCUUCAGAGGCAGGACAUCCCAGACAGAAGAGGGGGUCUCUGCUUCAUCACAGCCCCCUGUGCUGUCGUCAGAAGAAGGCCCCAGCCAUCCCAGCACCAACACCUCUCAGGGAGGACAUACAGAUAGAGAUUCUCCCUCCAUCCUGGUCACCGGGUCUGAGACCUCCACCGAGUACUCCACAGGUCCCCCUAGCACCCGGGGGGGCCAGGGUGAGACAGAGGGUUUCCCAUCGCUCCACACAGAGGACACUACAAUCCUUGGCCUGGGUCUAACCACUGCUCCCCCAAUGCUACGAGACAGUGCCACCGCCCUGGAUGACUCCCUGUCCCGGUUCCUCUACAGCCAGCCUCCCUUCAUCCCCAAAACUCAGCGACCGGCGGUGACCACAGAGGUCCUGGUGUCCAUCACACCUGUUACCGUGACAAUGAAGUCACAGGUCACCGAGGAGGAGCCCUACAGACUUACCACGGCAACCAGCACCACACCAACCCAGCCUCUGGCUACGACGCGGAUGGUUCAGCCCAGUACCGCCGACUCCAUUGAGGCCCAGACUCAGCCCACCAUCAUCCCUACCACCACUACCACUGAGAUUACCCUGGGUCUCCAGACCUCUGCUUCCACCCCCCAGCCACCGGGCACCACACAGACUCAGACCCAAGGGCCCUCAAUGGGGGUGAGCUCCACCGACGUCACCACCUUGCACCUGGAGACCAGCACGGCCACAACCACUACAGCCGCCUCCUCCUACAGUCACAGCGUCCCCACCAGGAACACAGUGGAACUACACACUACAGGGAAACACACUGACAGGGGAACCACUGAGAUAGAAGUGACCACAGCUCCAAUGGACAUCAAAUCUACACCACAAACCCCAGGUUUGUCAACACAGUAUAUCUUUCAAUGCUUUGAUUCUUCUUAAAGUUAGUUUUGCCUUGAAUUGAGCUGGAAAAGUGAAAUGAAGAUCCCAAAACCUAAUGACUGUUGUUUGGAACAAUUAAGAAAUCGUAAGCAACUAUGAACUGCAUUGAUAAGAGAUACAGUACGUCAGUCUGAAUCCUGCUCUCUUCUUUAGGUAGUGCCUGUGAGCCCAACCCCUGUCUGAAUGGAGGUGGGUGUCUACCCUAUGGAGGGACUGAAUUCACCUGUGACUGUCUGUCAUCAUGGAUAGGACCGACCUGCAAUGAGGGUGAGCUCAACCUACAAUUUCCAGGCAUAUGUUAGUAUGUGUGAGCUACUGGUAAAGUCUAUAUAUUGCUAAUGGUAUUGAAUGUUAUAGUCUGUGUGUGUGUGUGGGGGAGCGGGGUGCGUGUGUGCAUAGUCAGCUGUAUGUUGUGUUGACCUGCUCUCUGUCCUCUGUCCUCUGUCCUCUGUCUGUUGUGCUGUGUUGGUUCAGAUGUGGAUGAGUGUGAGAGUGGCUCGGGCCCCUGUCCCAGUGACUCUACGUGUGUUAACACCAGGGGCUCCUUCAGCUGUGAGUGUCCCCUGGGUCUGGACAUGGAGAACGGAAGAGACUGCACACGAGGUACGGCUAAACAAACAGUACAGCCUUUGUUUACAAAGUCUCCUAUGACAAUAAAAAUACAAUAUUUAGGUCCUUAUUUAAUAUACAGUAUAAUAAUAAAUAAUUAUAAUAUAUGCCAUUUAGCAGACAGGUUUAUCCAAAGUGACUUACAGUCAUGCGUGCAUACAUUUUAUGUAUGGGAAUCGAACCCACAACCCUGGUGGUGCAAGUGCCAUGCUGUACCAACUGAGCUAUACAGGACCAGUUUGGAUUAUAAUAAAGUAAGACAGUUGCACUACUAAUCUUACAGCUAAACAUACAUACAAGUACUUUAUUUACAAAGUCUCAUAUCAUAUAAUAAUGAAAAUAUGAACAAUACUUAGGGACUUAUAGAUUAGGUUAUGUUAUUGGGUUAAGGUAUACAGUUGAAGUCGGAAGUUUACAUACACUUAGCUUGGAGUCAUUAAAACUCGUUUUUCAACCACUCCACAAAUUUCUUGUUAACAAACUAUAGUUUGGCAAGUCGGUUAGGACAUCUACAGUGGGGAAAACAAGUAUUUAGUCAGCCACCAAUUGUGCAAGUUCUCCCACUUAAAAAGAUGAGAGAGGCCUGUAAUUUUCAUCAUAGGUACACGUCAACUAUGACAGACAAAUUGAGGAAAAAAAAUCCAGAAAAUCACAUUGUAGGAUUUUUAAUGAAUUUAUUUGCAAAUUAUGGUGGAAAAUUAGUAUUUGGUCACCUACAAACAAGCAAGAUUUCUGGCUCUCACAGACCUGUAACUUCUUCUUUAAGAGGCUCCUCUGUCCUCCACUCGUUACCUGUAUUAAUGGCACCUGUUUGAACUUGUUAUCAGUAUAAAAGACACCUGUCCACAACCUCAAACAGUCACACUCCAAACUCCACUAUGGCCAAGACCAAAGAGCUGUCAAAGGACACCAGAAACAAAAUUGUAGGCUGGGAAGACUGAAUCUGCAAUAGGUAAGCAGCUUGGUUUGAAGAAAUCAACUGUGGGAGCAAUUAUUAGGAAAUGGAAGACAUACAAGACCACUGAUAAUCUCCCUCGAUCUGGGGCUCCAUGCAAGAUCUCACCCCAUGGGGUCAAAAUGAUCACAAGAACGGUGAGCAAAAAUCCCAGAACCACACGGGGGGACCUAGUGAAUGACCUGCAGAGAGCUGGGACCAAAGUAACAAAGCCUACCAUCAGUAACACACUACGCCGCCAGGGACUCAAAUCCUGCAGUGCCAGACGUGUCCCCCUGCUUAAGCCAGUACAUGUCCAGGCCCGUCUGAAGUUUGCUAGAGUGCAUUUGGAUGAUCCAGAAGAGGAUUGGGAGAAUGUCAUAUGGUCAGAUGAAACCAAAAUAUAACUUUUUGGUAAAAACUCAACUCGUCGUGUUUGGAGGACAAAGAAUGCUGAGUUGCAUCCAAAGAACACCAUACCUACUGUGAAGCAUGGGGGUGGAAACAUCAUGCUUUGGGGCUGUUUUUCUGCAAAGGGACCAGGACGACUGAUCCGUGUAAAGGAAAGAAUGAAUGGGGCCAUGUAUCGUGAGAUUUUGAGUGAAAACCUCCUUCCAUCAGCAAGGGCAUUGAAGAUGAAACGUGGCUGGGUCUUUCAGCAUGACAAUGAUCCCAAACACACCGCCCGGGCAACGAAGGAGUGGCUUCGUAAGAAGCAUUUCAAGGUCCUGGAGUGGCCUAGCCAGUCUCCAGAUCUCAAACCCAUAGAAAAUCUUUGGAGGGAGUUGAAAGUCCGUGUUGCCCAGCGACAGCCCCAAAACAUCACUGCUCUAGAGGAGAUCUGCAUGGAGGAAUGGGCCAAAAUACCAGCAACAGUGUGUGAAAACCUUGUGAAGACUUACAGAAAACGUUUGACCUGUGUCAUUGCCAACAAAGGGUAUAUAACAAAGUAUUGAGAAACUUUUGUUAUUGACCAAAUACUUAUUUUCCACCAUAAUUUGCAAAUAAAUUCAUAAAAAAUCCUACAAUGUGAUUUUCUUGGAUUUUUUUUCCCUCAUUUUGUCUGUCAUAGUUGACAUGUACCUAUGAUGAAAAUUACAGGCCUCUCUCAUCUUUUUAAGUGGGAGAACUUGCACAAUUGGUGGCUGACUAAAUACUUUUUCCCCCCACUGUAUUUAUUCAAUAUCAAGCGGGUUACCUAUAUUUCAUUAGAUGAAAGAAACGACUGUAAACUUUACAGACUGUGUCUUGAACCUUAGUUAACCACAGUGUCUGUUUUCCUCUACAGCAAAAACCUUCCUGGGCACGUUCAUUGUCAACGCCCCCCUGAUCUCCAGGAGCGCCACCCUGCAUGAGAUCCAGAGAGAGAUCAACCAGCUGGUAAGGAGGACAGGAACAGGGUGGGAAGUAGGGUUGCAAAGGGAGGGAAUAUUCCCUGUGUAUAUCCCUGAAUAUUCCCUGUAACCAGUAAUUUUAGAAUCUUUCAAGAAUUGUAAACGUUUGCUAAAUUACCGGGAGUUUUGCAACCCUAGUGGGGAGAGAGAAAUUACUAUCACUGAUAUACAGUAUACUGUUGUGUAUUGUGGAUCUGUUGUAGUGAGGCAGCAAACCUGUUCAAACAAGAUAAUAGAUGUAUUAGGAAUGUAAGGAAGGUAUAGUUAAUGUAUUAUAAUUAAUUCAAGAUGAUCAUUGAUAAUCUAUUAAUAACAGUUUAAAUUUUUUUAUUUUAUAGUUGAAUGCCUCACUAUCAAUUCUGCGUGGUUACCGGCGCUCUUCUUUGAGUAAAAAGUAAGUUUCUUCUUCCCCUGUACGAAUGGCUUUGCACUUACCAAUUUACUCGGAAUGCAUGACAACAAGCCAUACUCUCUUGGUUCUUGUGUAUUUUGUAUGUAAAGUUUCAUUUAAAAAAACAAGCAGGACCAUAUAUUUAAAAUGCCUUUAUUGUAAUGAAUGUUCAAUAGAACAAAAACUUUACAACUCUGACGCUUUUCGGCAGGACCAUCGUGUGUUGUGAUUUUAAAUGGACUUCAAAUCAAGUUUGCUGUGAUGUGUGUGUUCCAGAGGGAAGGACGGGGUUCGUAUCUCUGCUGUCAACAUGUUCUCUAUCUCUACUGAUGUGACCAGCUCUGAGGUCUACCACAUCAUACAGAUGUCUCUGAACAACUGUAACAGCACCGCUGGACACUGCAGAGUGGUGGUCACUCACCAGCUCUCCUAUCAUGGUACAGCACUCUCUACCUCCCUCCGUCCUCUCUCUUUCACCCUCUGCUUCAUGAGCCAUCCUCACCUCUUUCCCCUUAACACCAGUCUUAAAGGGAUCCUAAUUUCAAAAUGACAUACUUGUUUUGUUACUUUGUAAGCAGUCUGUGGGGACAAGGGCAGAAUGCAAUUCAUGAUUUGGGUUUGUGUACGCAGCCACUGCCACUGCCACCAUCUGCUAACUUAAGCCUUUUCUAACCAUAAAACAAUGGAAGUCAAUGUACAACAUUAGCAUGUUUUAAAUUUCAUACCUGACCCUGUUACAACCAUCCUUACCACACCCCUCUCUCCUCUCUCUGUCCCUCAGUUGAGAGUCUGUGUCUGGCCCAGAAUACCCAGUGUCACCCUGAGCGUUCUUUUUGUACCGACUCCAAUGGGACAGCCUACUGCCAGUGUCAACCAGGGUACUUCAAACUCAACCCUGAGGAUCAGUCCUGCAUAGGUGAGGCCUGGGUCUGGGAGAGGGUGGAGGGAGAGGAUGGGCCUCAGUCCUGCAUAGGUGGGGCCUAGAAGGGUGGAGCGAGCAGAUGUUAGAGCACACCAUAGCGAAACGUUUAGCAACGCAAAACAAAAACAAGUGUUUCUUAUUGACAUGUUCAGGUAGGCCCUCCCCCCCUGUUUCAGUAUUCACUUUGGUGCCAAGUGAAUGUAACCCUGGGUCAAUCUUAUGUCAAAUUCACUUUAGUAUUUUUAUUUCAUUGUAGCAAGCAGUGUAUUGAAAAGAAUGCAUUAUAUAACUGAAACGUUGUUGUUUUGAAAUGAUUGUAAAAUAACAUUCCUUAUCUUACAGAAUGUGGUGAUGGUCUGAAACGGGUCAAUGGAACCUGUGUCAGGUAAGCAAUGAGAACUCUAAUCAUUUAAUCCAUUGGACCAUUCUGUUAAUUCAUGUUUUGGUCUUUUAUUUGGUUGUUUAUAUCUUUCAGGUGCACAUUUGGAUUUGGAGGAUUCAACUGUGGAAAUUGUAAGUAGGAGAGUUUAAUAACCUAAAUAAUCAUUUAAAAAGUGUGAGAAAAAGAUACAAUUGAGAAUCAAGACAACAUAAUCAUUUAAAGGUAUACUUCAGGAUUUAUCUACUUCCCCAGAGUCAGAUGAACCAUAGCCACGGGAAGUAGGGGUGCUUAGGGUGCUGCAGCACCCCCUGAAAAAUCAGAAUGAAAAAAUUAAGUUUUUUGUUUUGUUUUUCUUCAAAAAAGUAGUGCACUGGGCAAAGUAGCGCGGGGCAAUACAUAUUUUUUUUUGCACUCACAAUCAAAAUGUAGCUCCAGAGCCCUAUACUACGAAUCAGGUUUCAGGAGUUAGCGAGCAAACUUUGGUCAACUCUGAGUUCAACUCUGGAUUACCGGUAUCACGUUAGUGGCUCACCUUUUAGCCAGGUACAUUUUUAUGGCAACGAAUCCUUCAGAACUAACCUGCUGCGGGACAAGCUAACUCAAGGCUAACUCCAUUUAUCCUGAAGAAGCGUCUGAGCCACGAGUUUAGGACCAAUUAAAUCAGAUACCCUCCCUCUCGCAAAGAUUGUACCAUCAUCCCUUGCAUUUGAGGAAGAUGACUGUUAAAUAUUUUAAUAAUCAAAUGUAUUUUUUUGUUAGUAAUGACAGCAUUUGCGUUCCAAUCUUUACGUUUUUCACGCGAUUGUAUUUUGAAAUCAAGACUGGCAGCCAUUGCUAGUGUAACCAUGAGUUUAACUGUCAAAUUGCCAGGGUUAACGAUAAUAAAUAAAAUAAAGACAGCUCUUCUAAAAGCCUAUUUCAUACCAUAGCCUGCUGAAUUUGAAAAAUAACUUUUCUGUCAUUUUGAUUUGGGCACAAAUGAAUGAAAAUGUGGCAGUGACUCACCCAUGGAUUGAUGUUUCAGCGUUGUCUCAAUGAAGAGUUCUUCGGCGUUCGACUAGCCAUAUGGGACAUACACGCGUAGUUACAAGCCUGCUAGAGUUAGGGGCAGGCAGACGAGCAAUGUCCACCGUCAUAGUACGGAUUAAACCUGAGCUGGAAUGUGAAGCUGGCUAGCUGUAUAAAAGCCUGAGUAGAUCUAACUUGCUUCGUAGUACACCACUCAGACCUCCAGUUUAUUCAUAAUGUUUUGUGUUUCUAAUAGUCUACAAGCUGAUAGCUGUGGUGGUAUCGCCAGCAGGGGGUGCCCUACUCCUUAUUCUCAUCAUCGCCCUCAUUGUCACCUGCUGCAAGUAAGACUCAAUGACACUGGUACUGUUGUUACCGUCUAAUAACACAAUAAUAUAAUUACAAAACCUAAUUUCUUAUUCUCAGUCCAUGUUGUAUUAUAUUGAGCAAACUAAUAAUAUCUCAAUUAGAAAAACAUUAUUGUCCACACAAUUUGGAAAUAACUGUUAUAAGUGUUAAUAAUCAUGUAAUAACGCAAUAAUAACAUGCAAAUGUUUUACUCAACUCAGUCAAUGUGCUGCCAUUUAAUUAAUAUUUGUCUGUCUGUCUGUCUGUAUCUCUUUACAGGAAAGACAAGAAUGACAUCAAUAAGAUUAUUUUCAAGAGCAGAGAUUUUCAGAUGUCGCCAUACGCAGAGUUCCCGAAGAGUAACCGUGUUUCUAUGGAGUGGGGGAGGGAGACCAUCGAGAUGCAGGAGAACGGUAGCACCAAGAACCUGCUACAGAUGACAGACAUCUACUACUCGGUACGUAUAGAAACUACUACUCUGUACAUAUAGAAACUACUACUCUGUACAUAUAGAAACUACUACUCAGUACGUAUAGAAACUUCUACUCUGUACAUAUAGAAACUACUACUCAGUAUGUGUAGAAACUACUACUCAGUACGUAUAGAAUCUUCUACUCUGUACAUAUAGAAACUCCUACUCUGUACAUAUAGAAACUACUACUCAGUACGUAUAGAAACUUCUACUCUGUACAUAUAGAAACUUCUACUCAGUAUGUGUAGAAACUACUACUCAGUACGUAUAGAAACUACUAAUAUGUACAUAUAGAAACUACUACUCAGUCCGUAUAGAAACUACUACUCAGUAUGUGUAGAAACUACUACUCAGUCCGUAUAGAAACUUCUACUCUGUACAUAUAGAAACUACUACUCAGUAUGUGUAGAAACUACUACUCAGUACGUAUAGAAACUACUAAUAUGUACAUAUAGAAACUACUACUCAGUCCGUAUAGAAACUACUACUCAGUAUUUGUAGAAGCUACUACUCAGUCCGUAUAGAAACUUCUACUCUGUACAUAUAGAAACUACUACUCAGUAUGUGUAGAAGCUACUACUCUGUACAUAUAGAAACUACUACUCAGUACAUAUAGAAACUACUACUCAGUACGUAUAGAAACUCCUGCUCUGUACAUAUGGAAACUACAACUCAGUAUGUGUAGAAACUACUACUCAGUACGUAUAGAAACUACUACUCUGUACAUAUAGAAACUACUACUCUGUACAUAUAGAAACUACUACUCAGUAUGUAUAGAAACUUCUACUCUGUACAUAUAGAAACUACUACUCAGUACGUAUAGAAACUUCUACUCUGUACAUAUAGAAACUACUACUCAGUACGUAUAGAAACUUCUACUCUGUACAUAUAGAAACAACUACUCAGUACGUAUAGAAACUACUACUCUGUACAUAUAGAAACUACUACACAACAAAAUGUUAAUUAAGCAAUAAGGCCCGGGGGGGUGUGGUAUAUUUAAGCAAUAAGGCCAGAGGAGGUGUGGUAUAUGGCCAAUAUACCACGGCUAAGGGCUGCGGAGUGCCUGGACACAGCCCUUAGCUGUGGUAUAUUGGCCAUAUACCACAAACCCCUGAGGUGCCUUAUUGCUAUUAUAAACUGGUUACCAACGUAAUUAGAGCAAUACAAAUAAAUGUUUUGUCAUACCCAUGGUAUACAGUCUGAUAUACCACGGCUGUCAGCUAAUCAUUGGCUGAUAGCCGUGGUAUAUCAGACCGUAUACCACAGGUAUGACAAAACAUGUAUUUUUACUGCUCUAAUUAUGUUGGUAAACAGUUUAUAAUAGCAAUAAGGCACCUCGGGGGCUUGUGAUAUAUCGCCAAUAUACCAUGGUUAAGGGCUGUGUCCAGGCACUCCAUCAUACCCAUGGUAUAUUGUCUGAUAUACCAUGGCUUUCAGCCAAUCAGCAUCCAGGACCCAAACCAGGCGGUUUAUAAUAAGACAAACAUAUGACAUUUCUCCAGAAAACAAUAGACAAACCAAUUAGACAGAAGGGCCACUACAUUUCUUAUUUUUGCUCCACCACAGCAGGUUAGGAUUAGCAUACGCCUCCCUCUCUCUCUUUCUCUCUCUCUCUCUCUCUCUCUCCUUCCUCCGCUGUUGACACUGACCACCUAAUCUAAUUUUCCUGUGUUGCAGCCUGCUUUGCGUAACUCUGACCUGGAGCGUAACGGCCUCUACCCGUUCUCCGGCCUGCCGGGCUCCCGUCACUCCUGCAUCUACCCCGCUCAGUGGAACCCUUCCUUCAUCAGCGACGACUCACGACGCCGGGACUACUUCUGACGCCCAGCUACUCCACCUCUGCCUCUGCCUGGCCAGCCAAC
This is a messenger RNA of Coregonus sp. 'balchen', 15346 nucleotides long. NCBI's taxonomy places the organism in Eukaryota, Metazoa, Chordata, Actinopteri, Salmoniformes, Salmonidae. The record is from the annotation of a GenBank genome assembly.